CACGAACUAGGUCACUCCCUCGUCGCACCCCGUAAAGGCUCUUGGUAUUUAAUUUUCCCGCCGACCCAUUUUCUCCUUCUCUCUCUUUUCCCAUCACGUAGUUUUCCCCUGCGUAGCAAUCGAUGUCUUGACUACACGUCGACUCUGCUCUCACGUUCUCCCUUUUCCUACGCACCCGGCGUGCAGAACCUCAGCUGCCUUGACGGCACGGGUCAGUCCUAUCUUUUUAUUACGACGACAAGCUAUCAAGAAGCAAGCCUUCUCUCGCGCUGGACAAACCUCGGGCCUACAAUAGAACACACUAGACGUACCUCUUGUAUCGAAUAACGAGAAUAAUACCAAACCGACAUUCGCUAUGACUCGCUCAUCCAGAGCUUAUCCUCCCUCGCUGGAGCUGGACACUUCCUUCAGCGGCAUGGGCGCCUCCGAACACUCUCCUGAUUCCUUUGACUCGCCGUUAUUCUCCCCAACAAAGAGAGUAGGCACGAGCUCUACAAACCCUGUAUCAAUCACCUCGCCCCAGCGCAGGACAUCAUUUGGAUUCAUCAAGUCCUCGCCCACCGUCAACGUCCACACGACCUGUGGCCGCCAUACCGACCAGCUGCUCUUUGGAGGACCCUCACUAUCGGGCCUUGCCCGUGCUCUCCUUGGAAGGAAGAAGAAGAGGCCGACAGACAGCUGAACCUUCAAAGCCGGCGGGGCACUUUUCAUGUGAAAAUGACCAGUGCGCGCCAGCCUAACCUAUAUAUACUUUUACUUUUUUUUCUUCUUCCACCCUUUCUUUUUUUACCCCUUCUACCUUUUCUAUUAUUAUCACGACUUACAGUGCUGGCUGGAUCGGUGCAACACCUAGUACGUUAUGCGGAGUACGAUAUGGCUUAAUGAUACGACUAUUACUGUUACGAGCGUUACUAUUGUUACUGCAACUAUCAUCAUAAUACUUGGCGCAAAUGGGGGAAUGUGAUAAAAUAAAAAGACACGUCUUAUUUGUGGCUUGCUAUUUAUAUCUUAGAUAACUACUAUAAUAAUGCCACCUCCUUUU
Messenger RNA from Trichoderma asperellum CBS 433.97, 1042 nucleotides. RefSeq lists its product as uncharacterized. The record is from RefSeq and is a predicted model, not a curated record. Lineage: Eukaryota; Fungi; Ascomycota; Sordariomycetes; Hypocreales; Hypocreaceae.